Molecule: messenger RNA, 2248 nt
Organism: Triticum aestivum (bread wheat)
Lineage: Eukaryota; Viridiplantae; Streptophyta; Magnoliopsida; Poales; Poaceae
Product: zinc finger CCCH domain-containing protein 30
Exons: 4
Coding region: 314-1978 (554 amino acids)
Molecular function (GO): metal ion binding
Source: RefSeq, a predicted model, not a curated record
AGAAACGCAAAUCGACGCGACGACAAAUAACAAAGGGGCAGCGGGCAGAGCGGUGCCGACGCCAGCCACCACAUCCUCCACCCCGCCUCUUCACCACCUCCCGUCUCCCGACUCCUCCCCCCUCCCUCCAAAUCCGCCGCCGCCGCCGGGACGCGGAGGCAGGGGAUAACCCUAGGCGGCCCCGACCGCGAGCCCUCCCGUCCGUUCUGUCGAUCGCCCUGCUGCUGCGGCGUAGGGUGUUCCGCGCGCGCGCGUCUCGUCUCGUCUCGUCUAGAUCGGAUUCGAUUCGGUUUUGUUGCGGGGGGUAGCGACGAUGGGGUCGCGGCGGUCGCGGCGCGUUUCGUGGGCCACCGGACCCAGCCUCUGCAAGGUAAGGCUGUUCAUAUCUGAGGAUUCCCCUUCUCAAGCUGGAUUAAGACCUCAAGACAAUCUCCAAGCAAAAGGCUCAGCAUCCUUAAUGCAUGCUGCUAGCCCGAGUUCAGAUGAUUCCCUGCCUCCGGGUUUUGAGUCACUGCAGCCAACCAAUGACCUCAAAAUUGACAUAUCUCAAAUUCCUCUUAUUAGGUGGAAAUGCCCACCACAUAUAUUGCUGAACCCAAACUGGCACCUUGCCUCUGGAGAAGAAAGCAGGGAGAUUGCUGUACAAAAUGAGAGAAUGUUUGGAGUGCUUGAGGCUAUUUAUCCACGUGCAUCGAACAUUCCUCCAAACCCAUUUGUUUCUCCUGAUGUGAAAGACUCCCAUUAUGAUGACUCCGGAACCCCAUUGGUUCCUGUGAUCCCUGUCGAAGAUGAUGAUGCUUCAGAUCAGUCGGAAGGACCAUUGCUUGAUCAACCAAACGAUUACCAUCAGUUCGAUAACUAUGGCCCUGCAGAAAUCAAUGGGCUGCAAGUGUCAAAUACUCCAAUUACUCCUGCACAACAGCAGCCUGGUGGAUCCACUGGCGUUGAAGCUGAUGUGUUGGCUGCAGCCUCUGCUGCAUACACUGCAAUAAUGCAGAGCAACCAAAAGGGAAGUAUGGUUGACCGAGAUCUACUUGUUAAAAUACUAAGUGAUCCUGUACAAGUUGAGAGGUUAAUGAAAGAAUACAACCAAAUUAGAAAUGAACAAUCUACUAGUAGUUCUGUUGUUGCCCCAAUGCCACCGUGUCCACCCCCCCAAAUGACAAUGACUGCCCCUGCCUCAUAUUCCAAUCAUAUGACAACUUUCCAGAACACAAAUUCCACCCUGCCACCUCCAUCACCAAUGGCCCCACUGCCAAUGAUGAAUCGACCGCCUCAAGGAUAUCCUCCAGUUCCCAUGAAUCAUCCACCCGGUUCUAGUCCAGCUAUGAAUCUUCCACCGGCAGCUAUGAAUCAUCGACCAGGUUCAAAUCCACCUAUGAGUCAUCCACCAGGUUCAAAUCCACCUAUGAGUCGUCCACCAGGUUCCAAUCCACCUAUGAGUCGUCCACCAGGUUCAAAUCCACCUAUGAGUCGUCCACCGGGGUCAAAUCCAGCUAUGAGUCAUCCACCGGGUUCAAAUCCAGCUAUGAGUCAUCCAUUGGGCUCAAAUCCAGCUAUGAGUCAUGCACCGGGUUCAAAUCCAGCUAUGAGUUAUCCACCGGGUUCAAGUAGUCCAGCUAUGAAUUUUUCAGGUGCUCCACCAAGGGCUAUCAACUAUUACAAAACCCUUAUCCAUCAGCAUGGUGGUGAGAGGCAGGAAUCAUUUGAACAACAUGGAAGGCAGUUUGGAAUGUACCAUCAAUCUGUUCCUCCCCAAACUAAUGGUAUUGAUGCUAUGAACGGUGCUUCUAUGGUGAACAGAGAUACGAAAACGAGGCCAACAAGACCAUGUGCCUACUUCAACGGCCCGAGAGGGUGUCGCAACGGAGCUAAUUGCACGUUUCUACAUGACUCAUCUGCCACUUCAAGGCAGCAGGAGCAACAGAACGGCUCGAAAAGGAUAAAGUUAGACAGCAGAAUAACUGGUCGAAAUUGAGCUGUUGGCUGCUAUUCAUGUUUUUGACUGUUCUUUGGUUCAAUAUCUUUUCACAUGCAUGGUUCAGUAAAUAUGUCAGACGCCAGCUCCCUGUCCUGUUGACUCCCUCCCAGUAGCUUGCCUUCUCUCCUUUUUAUAGCCAAAAAGAUGUUCUGGAAGAAAAGGGAAAUACUUCCAUCUUAUAUUGGAGCUCAGAUUUUUACUGAACCAUUAUACACCGUUAUUGAAGCACUUAAAUCGUGGCUAGUUUCAUGCUGCGUUAGUGGAGAC